This is a messenger RNA of Verruconis gallopava, 3017 nucleotides long. RefSeq lists its product as uncharacterized. The record is from RefSeq and is a predicted model, not a curated record. Lineage: Eukaryota; Fungi; Ascomycota; Dothideomycetes; Venturiales; Sympoventuriaceae. The transcript is spliced from 3 exons. Bases 280 to 2850 code for a protein of 856 amino acids.
CAUCAUUCAUGUAAGCUGGUUUGCGAGUGGUACCAAAUCACCCAUGGUAAUUCUCAACGCUUCACAUCCGUCACAUUUCCAGCCUCUCAUUUAACUCUGCAUAGACAGACUUUGUGCUUCGAAGCAAGCUUUCCAGCUCUGUAACUCGGACAUCAGUCGUAUGCGGUCAUCACCAAUCAAGCCACUCUAAUAGGCCUUUGGGAACUGGUAGAGAAGAUAACCCCCUGGACUGAUGAUUAUGCCGAAUAAUCCUCGUUCAUAGCGUCUAGCUUCACGAGUAUGGAUUCAAAGGGCGCCAAAUCCAUACGAGGAAAACGUUCAGCUUCGCAUAUUGCAGCUUCUGCAUCGAGCAGACGAACCAGCACUGAAGCGGUCACAGGGUCACCAAAAGUUCUGACUUCCUUUCCGUCACUAUCUCCUGACUCUUCUGCGUCUCCAGUGCGACGCAAACGUUCGUCGCGUGAAGCAACAAGAUCUAACAACAGCCUUGUAGAUGGGACCAUCGUUGGCCACCUUGAUCGUCGUUCUUCAGCUUCACGCUCAUGUGGACCCUCAAGAAGGACAUCGUCGGAAGGCAGCAAUCCAGAGACGCCAGUUCAACCUCGAAAGCAAACCUCAUCGAUAGGUAAGACUUUACGAGGAGCAGCAAGUUUGCACAAAUCCAUCCUCGCUGGUCUCACAUUUCGCUCGAGCGCGCAGGAAGAUUCCCCCGGAGCUGUUUUCAAGGAUCCAGAUUGGAAUGCGGCAGACCCUCUCGAAAAUGCCUCAGAUGACCAAGUGCAACGGGUUAUUGAGAAUCAUGGGGGGCCUAUCUCAAUCCUGCGCCAGUACUCGAAGGAUUUAGCUGAGUGUAAUGCCCGCAUUGCGACAGAAAGGAAUAUGAAACUUGAUUUGAUGGACCAGAACAGGAGGCUUCGAGAUGAGAACGAACUCCUCAAGCUACAACUUGAAGAGCAGAAUCGCAAGUACAAAAAUGUGCAGAAUCUCUUUAAACGUUUUGUGCGCCCGGAGUACCCUGGUCAGAUCCAAAUCGUCGACAGUCCGAAUGGUCACUAUGUCUUGGAUAGCACAAAUGGAGAGAUGAUCGAGCCCCAAAAGCCUUCCACCCGGUCAUCAAAACCAGCAUCCAUCCGUACGGUGGGCUCGGGAACAUCAAGUAAUGUGGUUGAAAACUUGCUUAACAAGCCCCCAACUCAAGAUGCAAGUGUUUCAUUGAAAGCAAUUGCAGCGCGCAACAAGAGAGAAUCAAAAGACGGCCGCAAAGAAAGUAGAUCCAACCGGGGCAGCGUCUCACUGCGUCCCGACUCGCUCGAACUAAGAGCACCCAUCGAAGUAGAAACCUUGCCUCCUGCUCUAAGAGACGAUAAAGGGGCUUCCUAUGACAUCCCCAUCGAUCGCCUUGGGUUUUUCUUCACCGCCAGCAGGGAGACGCGGCAGCAAGAAGCUUUACCUUACCAACCUGGUGAGCUGUCUGAGAGCUCUUCGGUCAAUAGCUUUCCAGUCAGCGACGACGACAUAGAGGAAUCCUUGAAGACACCGAACUCUCAGGAUGACGCUUCCUCAUAUCUAGUAUCUACUGGCGCCUCUAAUUCGGGCGAACUUUUGUGCUAUGCUCCUUCUGGACCGGCAGUCAGAUUCAUUUCAAACCCAUCAGGGGGUGUAAGGAUGUUCAUCGACGUAUCAGGGCCUAAUACGCCAACGGCAGAGAUGACUAGGUCCACAAGCUCGGAGAUAUUGUCACAAUCAACCGCCACGAUUGUUCCAACAUCCGCUUCUGGAACUAUGGUUACGCCCACAAAAGCUUCAGAGAGCACAAGAGCUUUGAAUGCCUUGCUCGAGAAGCUGAACGAAGCACACGACAGACAGCAAAGAAUCAGAAUGAGUGAGUGGAUGGCGUUUCACACGCAGCUGCGUGCCAACAUACCGGCGGCGUUGGCGCGAGCCUCGAGCGACUACGGUAUGGCCGACAUUUCGCGACUUUGUAGCAAGGGCACUGUUUCGGCAGAAACUUGGAAGAAGUUCAACACCCUCAUCGUUUCCGGGAUUCCUAUCUCUCUUCGAAGAGAAGUGUGGAUGGAAAGAUCCGGAGCCAAUAGCCUACUCGAGCCUGGCAAGUUUCAAGCACUUCUGUCAGAAACGGAAUUGGCGCAGUCUAUUCGGAACGAGAUUGCUGCAGAUGUGGAGAGAACAUUGGGAAACAACGUAUACUUCCGCAACGGCAUUGGCAAGACGAAGCUCACGGACGUCCUCGUCGCGUACGCUCAGUACAAUCCGACAAUAGGGUACUCGCAAGGGUUGAACAUCAUUGCUGCGAAUUUGCUGCUAAUGCUGCCUUCGGCCGAGGACGCGUUCUGGCUGCUUGCAGCAAUUAUCGAAAACAUACUCCCACCCGAGUACUACGACCAGGACGGGAUGGUUUCGAGUCGAGCUCUUGACACGGAUGGUAAAGUGCUCAUCAGCUACGUCGUGGAUCUACUCGGCAACAAUCUGCAUAAGCACCUUCGGACGCACAUGGUUAAUCUGGACAUGUUCACGCCGGGUUGGUUUAUAUCGGCGUUUGCUGCGUGUCUUUCCGGUGAACCACUGUACCGCAUCUGGGAUAUACUGUUUGGCCUCUGCGACGGCCGGUACAUGUUCUGUUUUGCCCUGGCGCUAUUGAAGAUCAACAAGCGAGGCUUGCUUGCGUGCAAGGACAGCGAGGAAUUGAUGCUGUAUCUCGGAGGGAAGAUGACCAACGCGGCAGUAGGUCUCGAUGUAUUGAUAAGAGAGGGCGUAAGGAUGGGAGGCUACGUGACGAAGGAAGACCUAGAAAAGAGAAGGGAGGCGGUCAGGGCAAGUGCGAAUGGAUAAAUGGUCUCGCGGAUAAUUUUUGUGCUGUCUCGUCAGGUAAUCAGAUAAGAAACAUGAUCUUCUGCCUGCCAUCUUGCAUGUAUCAGUGUCGAGACCGCAGCUUGCUUCACGUCGUCAACAAUCUUCAUGUCUAGCUCUUAGUUUGAAACUCUCAGCUACUCUGCUCC